UCUCGUUUGCCACCGGACGAGGGCCAAGAAAAACAUAGUUAAUCGCCAUUAUAUGAUCCAGUUUACAGUGUCACUAUUACCCUCCAUGUGGGUGAGGGAAUUGUGUGUGUCAGACUAUGGCGAGAAAAACAGUUAGCAGGAAAAGGAAAGCAGGGGAGCCCAAAGACCAACAACAGUUGGGCUGGUGUCAGUCUGCCCCCAAGCGGAGUCGCGUUUCUUCAUCUUCGCGCCAUGCCCAUCAGUGGUGGGGCAGCCGGAGCUCGGUGGUGUGUGCCCUUCGAGGGCGUGAAUUUCGGCCACAGCAGCAACAUGAGUUGCGGCUUCAGCGGAGCCUCCGGGGGUUUGCCGCUGGCCGGCUCCCAGGCAUCCUCAAGGAGAGGGAGUUCUCUCUGAGCCGCCUCAACAAGGUGUUUGCCUCGCAGUGGCUCAACCACCGCCAGGUGGUGUGUGGGACCAAGUGUAACACGCUCUUUGUAGCGGAUGUCCUUACCGGGCAGAUUACCCGUAUUCCAAUGCUGAAAGACCGGGAGUGUCCCAGCGGAGGCUCCGGGGUAGUGGGCGCUGGCGCCGCCGUCGGCAGCCACCUACUUCCAACUGCGGGCUCUCGGUCCAGGCUUGACCAACAGGGCUGUGGUAUUCACGCCAUUGAGCUGAACCCCUCGAGGACACUCCUCGCCACAGGAGGGGACAACCCUAACAGCCUGGCCGUCUACCGCCUGCCCACAUUGGACCCAGUUUGUGUCGGAGAUGAUGGCCACAAUGACUGGAUUUUCUCAAUAGCAUGGAUAAGUGACAGCAUGGCUGUUUCUGGUUCCAGGGAUGGCUCCAUGGGCCUGUGGGAGGUGACUGAGGACGUGCUUGGCCAGGCUGAGAGGAGUCAGGAAGCGGUGCCCUGCUACUCCCACAUCUCCCACAGGGCACUCAAGGACAUCCCCAAGGAGUACACAAACCCGUACAACUGUAAGGUCCGAGCGCUGGCCUUCAACAAUAACCACAAGGAGUUAGGUGCUGUAUCUUUGGACGGCUACUUUCACCUCUGGAAGGCUGAGCAUAACCUGUGCAAGCUGCUGUCCACCAAGCUCCCCCACUGCAAGGAGAACGUGUGUCUGGCGUACGGACAGGACUGGUCAGUGUAUGCAGUCGGCUCACAGGCUCACGUCUCUUUCCUGGAUCCUCGACAGCCAACACAGAGCAUCAAGUCUGUCAACUCCAGGGAGAGGGGAAGUGGGAUUCGAUCUGUGAGUUUCUACGAACACAUAGUGACGGUGGGCACCGGCCAAGGCUCCCUCCUCUUCUACGACAUACGGGCCCAGAGAUUCCUGGAAGACCCCCUGAACCCGGCCGGCGGGUACCGGCAGCGCCCAGGAGAAGGAACCCUCAAGCUCACCACAGGGAAGGGCUGGCUGAAUCAUGAUGAAACGUGGAGGAGCUACUUCUCGGACAUCCACUCGUUCCCCAACGCCGUCUACACCCACUGCUAUGACGACUCCGGCACCAAGCUGUUUGUGGCCGGUGGUCCGCUCUGCUCCGGCUUGCAUGGGAACUACGCAGGGCUCUGGAGCUAGAAACUGCUCUCCCUGUCCCUGUCUCAUCCCUUGGUCCUCCUGUGGCUCUUUGACUUCUCAUUCAGACCUUCCCUCGCUCCCCCCCCCUCCUCCUCCUGCAGCUUGGACCCUUGACCCUCCGCGGUUUCACCUCCCCUAUUUAAUCUUUCCCGUUUGGCCUUUUUAUCACACGUAGACUCAGGAGCACAAUCCUACUCCCUAAUGUAUGAUGGCGUUCUCUUUUUUUUUUUUUCCCAAUUGCGCUAUAGCAUGGUGAACCUUGUUUUCUGGAUCCACCAUUUGCAAGGCCACACUUCUCCAUCAAGUCCUUGAAAUUCCUACUGUUUAGGUGCUUUUUCUUUUCAUUGUACAGGUGUAAAGACAAUUUAACCAGUGAAUUCUGAAGAGCUGCGGGGUCACCUCUGAGAAACACACAAGAGAGUUGCGAAUAAAAAUACGAAGAAUAAAGAUAUAUAUAUAAGUAUAUAUAUCUAUAUAUAUCUCUAUACGUUUUUCACCAUUCACUACCUUGAUAAAAGAAUUGUAGAAACUGGUCUACAUCAAAAAAAGAAUCAGUGUUCAAGGGGUUUUAUGUGCAACUAGUGACACAACUGUCUCUUUACACACUCUGGUUACUCUUGGCAGUUCUUCAUUUCUCCCAUCAAAAUGUAUACAUUUUAAAAGGAGAGGAAUAGUUUGUUUUCAACAUUUAACUGGAGGGCACUUGGGACUUGAUAGAUUGGCUGGAUUGCGCAGAACUGUUUGAAAUAUGUUUAUAUUCUCCAUAAAUCAUACCAGUCAAGUGAACAAUUAAUUUUCUCGCUCUAAGAUAAUGGCAGUACCAACUUAUUGCUAAAUAUGUAGGAAUUCUUCAAUUAAUUAUCAAAGCCAAUGUUUUUUUUUGUGUGUGCGUGUGUGUAAUUUGAAAACCCUGGCCGUUUAUAUUUUUGUGAGGUUUAUUUAUUUUUCCCCACUGUCACCCUUGUUGAUAUGGUAAGCGCUGUGGAAUCCGCCACUUAACUUAAGGUUCAACGGCUUAAUUGACUACUGCGUGUUAGUGUCAUCAAUUUAAUCCAAUGAAAGCUCUCAUUGGGAUAAGCAUAGACAAAGCCAAAAACAGACUAUCAUUAAUUGUUUAAAUUCCUCUGAAGUCUGGCAUUUGUAAGGGGGUUCCAUCCCUUCUGAUCUGAGCAUCCGUGCAAUGUUCUCUUGUUAGUCGAUUAAAAGAUUUUAUUUCUUUUUCCUUUAUUUUUUAUCAAGGAAUCAAGCAUUCCUUGAUAAACAGAGGCAGGGUAAACAUCGGCCUUCCUGAAGUCUUUCUGUGAAAGACUGGUAGGGUAACAUAGGUUUGCCUUUCUACAUUGACCUUUCAUCCAUAGGUUUCAUAACAAUAAUGCCAUGUAGAAAACAGAACCCUAAUAAGGACAAAGUUGAACAAAGAACACCCCAUCACCAUUAAAGCGUAUUUUAUAUGUGUGUUAAAUGCAUACGGUGAAAUGCAUACAUUUUAUGGAUCUGUCUGAGAAACACUGUGGAUUGACCUGUGUUUAAAUUGGUGGUGCCCUCAUUUUUUUAUACACACAUGAUUGUUUUUACAAAUGACUGAAUCAGUGGAUAUCGUAUAUCAACAUCUGAGAACCAACCUAAAAGAAAGUAAAUAUUGAGGAUAAUAAAAGUAUAUUGAUGUAAAAUCUCUGUCUGCCUAUCUUAUUCUCCAUGCACCAUAUCAUGUUUUCUAAGACAU
Gadus chalcogrammus (walleye pollock) is the source of this 3288-nucleotide messenger RNA. RefSeq names its product DDB1- and CUL4-associated factor 12-like. The coding region runs from base 117 to 1565 and encodes 482 amino acids. Gene Ontology annotation, molecular function: protein binding. NCBI's taxonomy places the organism in Eukaryota, Metazoa, Chordata, Actinopteri, Gadiformes, Gadidae. The record is from RefSeq and is a predicted model, not a curated record. Gene Ontology annotation, cellular component: Cul4-RING E3 ubiquitin ligase complex. The transcript is spliced from 9 exons.